Strongylocentrotus purpuratus (purple sea urchin) is the source of this 4069-nucleotide messenger RNA. Its product is annotated as trithorax group protein osa. Gene Ontology annotation, cellular component: Golgi membrane. The coding region runs from base 185 to 3298 and encodes 1037 amino acids. Gene Ontology annotation, biological process: protein palmitoylation. The transcript is spliced from 15 exons. Gene Ontology annotation, molecular function: protein binding; palmitoyltransferase activity. NCBI's taxonomy places the organism in Eukaryota, Metazoa, Echinodermata, Echinoidea, Camarodonta, Strongylocentrotidae. The record is from RefSeq and is a predicted model, not a curated record.
UGUAAAUAACGAAUGCGAAUUUCCCGCAUCAACGAGACGCCAAUUACUUGACGAUGGAUCUGCAUCUCUCCGAUCAUGGCUGAAUUUUUUCAAAAUAUCGCAAUUUGGAAGGAAUCCUGGAUUAAUUUUAGCAUAAAGUCGCAUUCAGCUUGCUUCACAGAUUCUGAGAUGAGGUGAUAUCAUCAUGGCUAUCAAAGGAAAAGAUUUCAAGAAGGCAGUUUCCUUCAUCAAGGAGUUCCUGAUGAAGCUCCCAGAAGACCCGGAAUGUGCGGAGCUCCGGGACAACCUCAACCUGGCGCUCCUUCACAUGAAGAAAUACUUUAAGACUGUGUGGCUCCUGCAGGAGAAGGAGAGAAGUGGUGGAGAUAAGCUGGCCCAGUCCCUUCCGAGAGGGAGCGGCCCCUCCUCUCUGCACCAAGAUGAUCCCGACCGCUUCCAUUGGAAGUGGGUGAGCACGGACCGUACCAAUCAGUUGCGGGUGAGUCUGCCUUUGGAUGGGAAGGAGCUACCCAUGAUGCCUCUCAUUCUCCAGGCUACUAAGGAAGGAGACAAGGAGCUGGUGGAGCAGCUCAUUGAGAAGGAACCGAUGAGUGUGCAUGCCUCUGAUGACCUAGGUCGUAACGCUGUGAUGUACGCCGCUCACUAUGACAAACUAGACUGUUUGGAUGUCUUGCUCGCUGCACAUGCUGAUCCAAGUGCGAGAUCAGAAGAUACCUACACAGCCUGUCAUGUUGCAGUGCAUGGUGGGAACUGGGAGGCGUUAGAGAGGCUCUUAGCCCAUGAUGCUGAUCCUGAGAUACAAGACAACAUAGGAAGAGCACCUCUUCAUUGGGCUGCAUUACUCCCGGAGAUAGACUGUCUAGAUAUGCUAUUGAAGGCCGUUGUGAACAGAAGUCCCCGGGACCGUGACGGCCUGACACCAGCCAUGUGGGCGUGUCACGUUGACAAUAAGACGCACUUUGACCUCAUCACAGCAGGUCAGCAUAAGGUGGAAGAGCAUGAUGGGAUUGAACGAGACAUGAUGGAAAGGACGUGGAUUCAUUGGUCCGUGAAGAGAUCGGAAUCACUGGAAUGCUUGGAUAGUUUACUGAGUCCUGCUACGGCUGCUAUAAAAGACAAGGAAGGGAGGACAGCUAUCCACCUCGCUGCUUCAUUAGGUGCUCUUGAUGCAUGUCGAUUGAUCGUGUCAAAGGUCGGCCCUGACUGUUUAAAUGAGACUGACCAUCAGAAUAGGACAUGUCUUCAUCUCGCCACUGUAGGUGGACAUGGGGAGGUGGUCAACUUUCUUCUUGACCAUGGAGCCGAUGUCAACAGAUUAGAUAGCUCAGAAAAGACUGCGUGGGACUAUGCCGAGGAGAAGGACUUGCACUACUGUAAGUUGAUCAUUGACUCGUAUCACUCACCCAGAGAAAGAGCUCCUAGCAGAGGCAGGAAUCGACAUAAAGCAAAAGAGGAGAAUAAUAACUCAAUACAAAACUCAGGGAACAAUCCGUCCUCACAACCAAAUCGUCAACAACUCUCACCAGAUCAUGAGGGUAGGAUACCCUCCCCUCCCCACCAGCCCCGCCCCUUCAUCCAAGCACCACCCCCACCCAAGAGAGGGCAUAGUCCAAGACGCCCCUCACCAAGCAUACCAACGCACCCCUAUAUGGGAAUGGUACAGCCGGCACCCCAGACACAGUUAAAUGAAGAAUCACUGGAUGGGCCAGACCAUUGUGCGCAUGAAGGGGGGAGUGCUCCCUUGGAGAGUGACAUCGUUAUUAGUCCUGUGGACUCAGAACAAGGGGAGGUAGUGCAAUACAAACCACCAUCAGACAGGGAAUUUGUGCAAUCACAAGAGGGCGCUAUCAUUAAUAGUGACAUGCAGCCGUCUAGUCAGAUAGCCGCUGAGAAAGAAGGACAAGUGACGAGAGGGCCUCGUCUUCCACGAGGGCGGUCAGGGAGCGUGGUCAGCGACAUGAGUGAACAAAGCAUCAACUUUGGCAUGGAUGUUUCGGACAUCGAGGGCGAGGAAGGAACUAAGGAGGAAGGGAGGGUCAGUGAGAGGCUCAAAGAGCCUGUCGCAAGUCCUGGCUGGAUACCACACCCAUCAGGUCAAGUGGUAGUCAACCAGAAGCUUCCCAUGCCACCGCGCCCACCCAGUCCGGCUCUGGCCCCUUCCAGCGCACCCCACUCAUUAUCAUCACCUCCAUCUCCAUCUCAUGCCAUGCCGUCAUCCCCAUCUCCAUCAGCCCCACCCAUGCCUCAGAUUGCACCGUUCAAUAAAGCACCCCUUCAAGGGGCACAAUCUCCUCCUUUAACAACACCUCCUCAACAACAGCAACAGCCGCAGCAACAACAGAAGCAAAAGAAGCUGCCACCCCAACCGCUUGAAGCUUUAACAGCCAUCUCACCCCGUCGUCUCCUUCCCCUGGGUGAUCCCCUGGCUCCCCAACCCUUACCUCUGGCUCCUCAACCCUUACCCCUGGCCCUCCCAGAAGCAGGGUUAACCACAACAGGAGGGAAGGCGAAGAAGAAGAAGAAGAAGAAAGGUAGUGCUGGCGGAGGAAAAGAGGAAGGGUUAUCACUCACGGCUCCUCAUCAACCCAUCGCACCAAUCAGAUCGCCGACUAAUGCACCGGAACCGGAUUUUGCACUAAGGCCGCCUAGUCCAGGGUUCCUAUCCCCCGCAGGUCAUCCAUCAACCCCCAACAAUCAUCACCCCGCCCCCAACAACCAGCACUCACCCUCCCCCACUCCUACCCCACGCAACCUCAACCGCUCACCCCAACUACCCAUCAACCACCACCAACCCCACGCCUCCAAAGAAAUAGCCCAGGUGGCACCCCUUCAGCCUGGGGGCGGGAUGCCUAAGACGCAGCAGCAUCAGCAGCAGAACCGGAACGGGGCGUGGGAAGUGUCGUGGGAACCCAAACGGCCCAGUAUGCCUGCUCCUCCAGUCACACCUAGGGAUGGUAGAGGAGGAGGAGGGGAAGGAGGGGGGCUGCCGGCUCCAGGAUCGGGAUCCCUCCUACCGCAGGCCACACCACAGGGGGGCAUGCUGCUAGACAGGGGUAACUCUGGAGGUGGAGGAGGAGGAGGGGGAGGGGGGAAAUUGUCUCCGAGAGGUUCAUCGCCCCAGCCGGCCCAGAUCAGCCCAAGGGGUAAUCAGAACAAAUCUGGGAACCACAAUCAGGGUGGACUCACCGAACUGCAGAGACCUAGGACGCCUCAGAUGCCAGUCACUGCACGAUUCCCUGACACACGAGGGCGUACUCCCAGUUCGCUCCCUGCCCAUCCACCUCCAGGAAGGCCUUGAUGGUCAGACAUCUGACCUCUCCACGCUGCAUUGACAUCACUCCCAGUUCGCUCCCUGCCCACCCACCUUCAGGAAGGCCUUGAUGGUCAGACAUCUGAUCUCUCCAUGCUGGAUGGACAUCACUCCCAGUUCGCUCCCUGCCCAUCCACCUCCAGGAAGGCCUUGAUGGUCAGACAUCUGACCUCUCCAUGCUGCAUGGACAUCACUCCCUGCUCGCUCCCUGCCCAUCCACCUCCAGGAAGGCCUUGAUGGUCGGACAUCUGAUCUCUCCAUGCCGCGUGGACAUCACUUCAAAUUGGCAAUGCCGACUGCCACUUGUCCAGGGAUCACUUCUCCAAGUUUUCAUUAUUACACCAUGAUUACAGCACCAAGAGAUAUCAAAGUUGGUCCAGUUUGCUUCUAGCUGUUUGGAUUGAUUUCCCCGUGCACCAGUGUGAUAAAGCUUGAAUUGGACAAAGCAUGCAGAAACAAGUGACGACUCAGGAGUUAUGGUAUAUGGAUAUCUGCAGUGAAUCUAAUAUAAGACUUGCAGAGAAAAGACUGUGUCAAAAGCUGCGUGGUUAUAUUUUGUUUUCACCUGAAAUAUAAGUUGAGUGAGUGUGUACUUGUAGAAAUGCAGAGGGUUCUUGUUCAGAUAUGACGACGCAGGCAAUUUUUUUUUACCGAUGAGAUAUAUGUACCGGUAAUACACUUCACAUUUCUGUAUGUUAAAGGUAAUAAAAAGUUUUGGUAUGGGGUCAUGAAUUUGGUUCAAAUGAACAUAUUGGAAGC